Molecule: messenger RNA, 717 nt
Organism: Geodia barretti
Lineage: Eukaryota; Metazoa; Porifera; Demospongiae; Tetractinellida; Geodiidae
Source: the annotation of a GenBank genome assembly
AAGGCUAACAAAUUCAUAGUUGCAUAUCAUGUUGUGUUGAUACUUUUGGCUGCUGUAAAGGUAUUCACCCUACACCUGUUUAUGCAUGAAGGUGUCUAAAUUCACAGUCCAGUCUCAGGGGAUUACCUGAUGCCAUGGUGAUAUAUAGUGCAUCACUAUGCGUAAGUGCUUACCUUGGCAAUAGCAAAGAUGUCAGACACACCCAAGAUUGAUAGCAAUUGUGUUAUAAGCUGCACCUUGCUACUCUCACUGGUGUUAUUAUAGUGAUGGUUAAAUGUGGUUAUGAAGACGAAAAUCCUGGAGAAAAAAAUUGCAGAAGCAUUGCUCACUGUUGCAGCAGUUUGGUCAGUGAACUGCCAUACAUAUUGAUGUCUGCUGUAAUGUACAAGAACCUGCCUGAUGAAGUCUGUCGAGGCCUGAACACAGAUGAUGUGAUAAAUGCUCUGUUCUGGAAUAGUUCAUAUCACCUGCUGCCUUUAUUGUAUCGGCUGAUAAUAUCCUGCUGCAAGGACAAGUCCAAUUAUUGGGGUCUAUGUGCCACACUGCACUUUGCAGCUUUGAUCUUUGUUGUGUUUAUACUUUUUCACCCUAUGAUAUACUGUUGAUGAAUAGGCUAGGCCUUGGCAGAUUAUGCUCAAAUUUGGGCUUAUUUUUCUAUUGUUUAAUGCUCCUAUACUAUGCCUAUAUAUUUUUUCUUUUGCCCAUUUUUCUUUCGAU